Messenger RNA from Clarias gariepinus (North African catfish), 3907 nucleotides. RefSeq names its product heterogeneous nuclear ribonucleoprotein A3 (gene hnrnpa3). Bases 120 to 1232 code for a protein of 370 amino acids. NCBI's taxonomy places the organism in Eukaryota, Metazoa, Chordata, Actinopteri, Siluriformes, Clariidae. The record is from RefSeq and is a predicted model, not a curated record. Gene Ontology annotation, molecular function: RNA binding. The transcript has 10 exons.
GAGGGCUAGGGGCGGCGUUUGGGACACAAGGACAGCUGUCGGUAGUGGAAAGGGCAACCGCCGGGCAGCGCCAUAUUUUUCUGUUUUGUUUCACAUAGGUGGAGCGCAGAGCCUGUGUCAUGGAGGAUAAAGAGAGUAAAGAGCCUGAACAACUGAGGAAGCUGUUUAUUGGUGGUUUAAGCUUUGAGACAACAGAAGAAAGUUUACGUGCCCACUUUGAGCAAUGGGGAAAGCUCACAGACUGUGUGGUGAUGCGCGAUCCAGGGAACAAGCGCUCACGGGGUUUUGGCUUCGUAACAUACUCCUGUGUAGCUGAGGUGGACGCAGCCAUGGCAGCUCGACCCCAUAAAGUGGAUGGGCGUGUCGUAGAGCCUAAACGGGCGGUUUCCCGAGAGGACUCCAACAAACCAGGGGCUCAUCUUACAGUGAAAAAGAUUUUUGUUGGUGGGAUUAAGGAGGACACUGAGGAGUAUCACAUACGCGAUUACUUUGAGCAGCAUGGGAAGAUUGAGAGCAUUGACAUUAUGGAGGAGCGAUCAUCAGGGAAAAAGAGAGGGUUUUGUUUUGUAACUUUUGAUGAUCAUGACACUGUGGAUAAAAUUGUAGCUCAAAAAUACCACACCAUAAACUCCCAUAACUGUGAAGUCAGGAAAGCACUACCUAAACAGGAAAUGCAGGCAGUUUCUAGGUAUCGUGGUGGUGGUGGAGGAGGUAAUUUCAUGGGGAGAGGAGGCAAUUUUGGAGGUGGCAACUUUGGUAGAGGUGGUUAUGGAGGUGACAGAGGAGGAUAUGGCGGAGAUGGUUAUGAUGGAUUUGGUGAUGGUGGGAACUACGGCGGGGGCCCAGGUUAUGGUGGUGGGCGUGGAGGAUUUGGGGGCGGUCCUGGUUACGGUCACCAGGGAGGAGGGGGAGGAGGCGGUGGUUAUGGAGGAGGAGGAUAUGACAACUACGAUGGACGCAACUUUAGCGGGAAUUUUGGUGGCGGAGGUGGAAACUACAAUGACUUUGGGAGUUAUGGGGGGCAACAGUCAAACUAUGGCCCUAUGAAAGGAAAUAACUAUGGAGGGAGGAACUCAGGUGGACCAUAUGGAGGUAAACAUUUAUAUCAGACUGCACCAUACAGUCGAAUGCAAUAUAGGAGGUGGAUUAGAAUGUUGGGGCUUUCUCUAUUCUCAGGUGGAUAUGGCUCAGGGGGUGGUGGCGGUGGCAACUAUGGUUCAAGGCGAUAUUAAACCAUGUAUAUUUAUGGCUUCAGGUGGACAGUUAGCAGGAGAUGAGAUGAGUGGAGAGGAGAGGUCAGGAAAGCAGCAGGUUACUGUGAGAAAGCCAGGACCUGCUAGUCAGAGCACUAUAAAUGGAGACAUAAAGAAGGACUGUUUGCACUAGCUACAAUGAGCAAGAGUGUAGUCAGGUACUCAUAACCUAGUAUGUGUCAGUGUAUGUACAUUCCUUUAAUCUUCUUUGCUAGAUUUUUACGCCUUCCCGUUUUGUUAAUUUGUUUUGCCCAUUUCCGAAACCUCUUCUCUUUUUAAGAGUGAUGUACGUGUCAUAGAUGUUAAAGUAAGCUUUUGAAUUACAUGGUCUUAAAUGACUCUCUUUAGACUAUUGAACUUAUAAAUUAGGUUUGUAGCCAUUCUGUUAUUAAAAAGUAAAAAAAAAAAAUAGCUGCCAACUAUGGUAUGAUUUUUGGUUACCGUUAUUUUGGUUUCAUGGCAGUGAUGCUCAUCAGUGUCAAGUGUAAUUUUCUGUUAGUGUGAUUGUGCUGUCUUGUGUUGUAUGCAAAAAAAAGUUAUUAGCAGUAUAGAUUUGUCAGAUUGAAGGGCAUGUAACAGAUCCAUUUGUAUAAACAGAAGUCUAGAUUGUUAAACUACUUUGACAAGUGAAAAAAGAAACCAGAUUAAAUAAAAUGUAGAAAAAUCCCUAAACAAAGUUUAGUGCAUCAUUGAGUCUGGAAGAAAGUGCAGUUUUGAGUGUUUGGUGAAUGUGUCCUCAUGGAAGUGUAGCCAAUGAACCAAGACAUUUCAGCACUUUUUGCCUUUAAAAUAUCAGUUGCUCUUAUGUUUGAGCAAAGGUGUGUUGAGAUCUAGCCGAAGGCCACCUAACAGGUCUCAGUUGCCCAGUGUGGAUGUAAGACAGUACCUCAACUGGACCAGUCAGCGAGUUGUGUCAGAAAAAAGGAGGGAGAAAAAAACAAGGGCGCACCAAGAGCCAAGUCUGUGGAGCAAAACCAUCAGGUGUCAUGCCAGAAAGCUAGCAUCUAUUUUUUCCAAAACUAGCCUAAACUCCAAGAGCAGCUGAUGCUAGUGAAGAAAGCCUAGCGAGUACCUGGACCCAAGAGAUGUGACAGCCAAUGCUAGCCAGCAAAGGAAGGGGAAUGAGUAUGAGGGCUUAAGACACAGGUGAAUAAAAGACAGCAGAAGAAGGAAAUGACAUGUCUUAGGACCAGGUAAGAGUAACCAUUCUGCUUAAUUUACAGAUUGAAACUGAAGUGGCUGCACGGCAAAUCUUGUAUGACACGUUUUCAACGAAAAGUCUGGAUGGGUAAGAUUGAUUCCUCAAAGUAUGUGUGGAGAAAUUUUACAGUAUCCUCCCAUAGCCAUAGACACCCUGAGCUAGAAACUACCUAAAAUUCGAAACUUCUAGUAGUAGAAUACUUAAUAGCAGAUUUUGUUGAUUUUUAUUUAUAUAUUUUUUUAAAGACCCAGAACGAGUUAAAUACUUUUCAGGGAUUGCAUUCGAGUUCCAAAUUUCAAAUGUAACAAUUAUUCUGCUUCAGAAAGAUUAAGUAUUCGGUAUGAAAUUCUAUGUUUGUAAUAUUGUGUGAAAGCCUUCAGUAUUUAGCAUUCUAGCGAAAUAAACAAUUAUUACCCCUACAAAAGUAAAAUAUCUUCUCAGCUCCCAGGCCAGAAAGUAUAAGAAAUACUUUUGAGUAUUUAAUUCUAGAGUUAUUAAAUGUUUUUCUGCUUAAGUAAACCAGAGCUAAAUUAUCAACUAAUUAAAAAUGCAAUAGUGCCCUAGGACCAAGGCUGAGAAUUAAUGGCUAUAUAAAAUGAGAACAAUAAAAGUAGAUUAAAAGUAUAACUAAUAUAUAUAAGUCUGAGGUACAAUUUUCACAGGUCAAUAAUAUUAAUAGGCCUAAGCAUUCAAAUCAGAAAGUGCUGGCAGCGAAGUUCACAUUGCAUUUUUAUUUAAUAGUUUUGUAUUUUUGUAAGUUAACUCAAUAUUGGGUAUCACACCCAUAUGGGAGUUUGGAACCCCCUUUUGCUCUUUAUAUGAACAAUUUUCUGAAAAAUUUUCCUUCCAUUAGAUUUUGGAGCAUGGCUAUGAGGACUUUUUUUUUCUCAUUUGGCUCUAAGAGCAUUAGUGAAGUGAAGGCCUGGGGCACAUUGAGCAUUCUUUUUCUUCCCUCUGGUGUCCAGAGGUCAGGGUUUUCAGCAGGCCACUUAAGUUCUACUCCAGCCUUGGCAAACCGCAUAUUGCUUUGGGCACAGGGUUACAGCAAACAUAAUUUAUACAGUGUUGUGCUGUGUGUUAGCAGUUCAAGGAUGAACUACAUACAAUAUUAUGUUAAUGGUUUGGUGUCUGCAAACAUUUUGUUUAAAAUAUAACAUGAUAAUUUUUUUAAAUAGUUUCCUUUGGCAGAAGAAUUUAGAGUGUUUCUUUAGAGUUAAAAUUGUAUUUCACCCCAAGAUGUUAGUAAGCAUCUUAAGCUAAGUGCAGAUUGAUAUGCAUUUAUUCAUUUGGUUAUGGGAGGAUAUAUUUUACUCAGGACUAAUAUAUUCAUAGCUUUACUUUUUUUGUUCACUUCUGUAGCAUAUACUUUACAGCAUAAUCUAUUUAUAUAUUUACAGUCACAUUUGUAUGAAUGUGAGGUGAAAGUAUUUUUUUAAUAAAGAUGUUUUACAAA